Messenger RNA from Xenopus tropicalis (tropical clawed frog), 2116 nucleotides. Its product is annotated as posterior protein-like. Gene Ontology annotation, molecular function: nucleic acid binding; zinc ion binding. The record is from RefSeq and is a predicted model, not a curated record. Bases 280 to 1743 code for a protein of 487 amino acids. Lineage: Eukaryota; Metazoa; Chordata; Amphibia; Anura; Pipidae. The transcript has 2 exons.
UGGCAUCAGCCAGUGAAGAGUGUUCUGCAAGAAAAGAAGCUGGGAACUGAGGCUGCAGGGGUUCUGCAGUGUGGGACAGGAGAAAUCAGCUUAUCCAGUGUAUAUAUUGCAUUUUUGAGGGGGAAGAGAUAAAUCAUCCAGCUGUAUGUAUCAGAAGUAGGUGGAACUGAUCCAGAGGUGAUAAGUAUAUUGGUCGCCAGAAGUGACCCUUGUGGUGAACGGCAGCAACACUUUUAGGCCAUUUCCACGACCCCUAUUAUCCUGCCACACAGUGUAAGUAUGGAGUGCUGCGACAUGAAUGCUAAGACUGUAGAAUGCAAAUGUUCUGUUAAACCAGAGGAUUUACUCCUGUACAGAAUAGGGCAGUUGUUGGCUCAGUGUAAUGAGGCAAACCAACAGAUAGAAAAGCAGAGUUUCAGUCUCUUUAAGAGAGAAGAAAAAAUGGCCAAUAUUAUGAAAAUGCUUGAUUUAAUGAGCAAGGAAGCUGAUAAUGCACAAUAUGUGCACAAUGUUAAACUUUUGAAAAAUGGAGACACACUAUGCUCUUCUUGCCAGAUUAAUUUACAGCAUAUAGAGACGCUGAAAGAGGAUUCUGAUGCAAGACGAGAAGCUGAUGGAGUGAUAAGAGCAAAGACACCGGCACAGAAUAGCUCUGUGUCACCAGCAGCAAACACUGAGUCACCUACAGUCUCUUCCAAAAGUGCUGAUGAGCUAAGCAACAGUGGUGCCCAUAAGUAUUCUUUACAUUGGUGGUGCGCACAGUGUGGCCAUUCUUUUUCCUUUACAGAGAUAUCAGCUUUGGAAGCACAUAAGGACAUGUGUAGAAAUGGUAUAGGGAAUACACUUGAACACCCUGCAGCAGAAAGCAGGGAAACUGUGCAGUAUUUGAUGAAGAUGAAGAAGGAGUUUGCACCAUUUGAUCCUAGAAUAGAUAUUGUUGCCAAUGUCAGUGCUUAUGAGGCUACAUGCACAAAGUAUAACCUUGAGGAGAAAGAAGCCUGUCUGAUGCUGAAAAUGUGGCUUCCACAAAACCUGUAUUGUAGAUUAAGAAAACCAGUUGCAGAACCUAACUGGUUUUUGGCUGCACAGUGGGCCAAUAAAAAUGACAGACUGAAGCAGUUCUUACAGUUAAACACACAAGAGAAAGGCCUUUCUAGUGAGAAUUUAAAUGAAUUUAAUGUUACUGUUAAGGAUAAUCCAUGGGUCUUUGCUUCCACAUUUGAACAGAUAUAUCAGCGGGAAACAGGUGAUUAUAGCUGCAACUUUAAUCACAUGGGAACUAUUCUCAUGAAAAAAAUUCACUGUUUGGAUAUUGCUACCAACAUGCUGGUUAAAAAAACAGAUACUCUCCAGGAGGUAACGCAAAAGAUUGAUGAGUACAACAGAGAUCCUCAGGAUCCAUGGAACAUUAGGCCUCUUCAUUCACCGAAGUUCCAAAAGCAACUACUUCCAAAAUCUCCAAAGGCAAAUGUAAAAAAGGCAGCUAAAGCCUUACCUGAAGAUGCAGCAAAGUGCUAUUACUGUAGAAAACCUGGACAUUUAAAAGUAAAUUGCUAUAAGUACCGGAUGGCUAAAAAUGCACUUCUGAAACCAACCCCAUCUGCUACUGCCAAACCCUCACUGGAAACGGCUAAGGAAUGUGCUUAUGAAAGUCUAAGAACAAAGUUUCAGACAAUUCAGAUUAAUAAAACUGAGGAACAAAAUAACCCGCCAAUUGAAGAGAAACUCCUCAUUGAAUUUUGAAAAAAAAAGGUCAAUAUAAUGUUUAUAAUAGGAUUAACUACACUUAUAAAGGUUAAACAAAACUUGAUUGUGUUCUUUAUCACAUUCUCAGUUUGUCUCUGCAAUGAUAUUUUUCAAAAAAUAAAAAAGCUUUUUUUAAAUAAUAGUUUUUUUUAACCUCAACUAUUAUCUACCCCACUUAUUAAUAAAUAAGCCUAGUGUCCAUGUAUUGGAUAUCUCUGGUCUAGAAGUCUAUCCUUGAAGGCAUGGGUUUUUAUUGCAUUCAUGUGCCAUUGACCUACCAUUCCCAGCAUUCUAUAAAUAUCAAGGGCUCCAAAACUAAGGGGCUGAUUUACUAAGACACGAUUUCGAAUCCGAAAUGGAAAAAUUCCGA